Molecule: messenger RNA, 1862 nt
Organism: Moneuplotes crassus
Lineage: Eukaryota; Ciliophora; Spirotrichea; Euplotida; Euplotidae
Source: the annotation of a GenBank genome assembly
AAAUAAAAUGGGUUCACUCCUUUGAAGAAGAGAAGCAUCUACCUUUGACUAUCAAAUCGAAGAGUAUGCCAAAAUUAAUGAUGACAUCAACAAAGCUGUAAAUUUGGUCAUGGAUGACGGUCACCUUUCCAGCAAGCUUUUGCUGAGGUUUAAAUGCCAGAAUUUGCCAAACAUGGACUUCAUGUCUCUUACAGAUGCCUUCUUGGUCCUGUACGAAAAUAAGAGAGGCUCAAAUUGGGAAGAAGUCGGUAGAACAGAGAUCAUCGAAGAUAGCCUUAAUCCUGAGUUUGUCACUCCUAUCGAGCUUGUUUACUAUUUUGAAGAAAACCAGAAAUUCAAAAUUGUAGCCUAUGACGCUGAUGAAUUUGAAAACAGACGUCUCGAUAUCAGCAAAGCUAACUAUAUUGGAGAAGCAGAGUUUGAAAUACAAAAAUUAAUCUCUGCUCGUCACGGAGUUUUUGAAACUAAUUUUAAUGAUCCCAAUAAGGCAUUCAACUCUGCUCUCGGACUUGUGGUCAUCACUUAUGAAGAAGGAAGGAGUGCUCAUAAUCAAGUCCUAGAAUUUAAUCUCACAGCAGAAAAUAGUGAUUUUUCUCCAGGAAAUGGCUACUUUUUUAUAGUUGGAAAGAAGGAUAUCAAAAAUCCUCUAAACUUUAUCCCUAUCAUGAGAUCAGAGAUUCUCAAAUAUGGAGAUGACAAUACAUGGAAGUUGACCUCAAUCUCACUCUCCUCUCUAGUAACUGGAAAGAAGGAUAACUCAUCUAUUGAUGAGAUUACCUUCCAGGUUUCUCUCUAUAGGCACAGUAAGAGUGGAAACCAUAAGCUAAUGGGCAACUUUGUGAGCUCUAUCAUGGAAUUCAUUGAAGAUAACUCUAUGAUCACAAUCAACGGGCAAAAAGGAGAGGAGUUUUACAUCAGUAAAAGUAAUACCAAACUUGAGACUGUUUCAAGCUUCCUUGAUUACAUCAACGCAGGGCUAGACAUGAACCUGAUCUGUGGUAUAGACUUCACUGGGUCUAAUGGGGAUCCGAAUAUGCCCAAAUCUUUGCACUAUAUCUAUAACCCUCAGAAUCAAUACCUUGCUGCGACUCUUGAAGUUGGAAAAAUCCUUCUAAAUUUUGACAAUGACAAGCAAGUUCCAAUGUUUGGAUUUGGAGCAGUAAUUCCAAAAUAUUCCACUCAAGUGAGCCAUUGAUUUGCUAUGAAUGGAAAUAUCUUCAGACCAGAGGCAGAUAACAUCGCUGGAAUUCAAGAGUGCUACAAGAACAUAUUGAAAUCUAUCAGACUCUCAGGUCCAACGUAUUUUGCCCCCAUGUUAUCUAUGUGGAAUGAUAUGGUUCAAUUUGAGUAUACAAAGAACAAGCUAAAGUAUUACAUCUUCCUUAUUCUCACUGAUGGAGUUAUACAUGACAUUGAUGAGACAGUAGACUGCAUAGUCCAGUCAAGCUCUCUCCCAGUCUCCAUUAUAAUAGUUGGCAUCGGAGAUGCCAACUUUGAUACAAUGGAUUUUUUGGAUGCUGACGAUGAGAGACUAUUCUCAAGGAAAUAUCAAAAAUUCCAAGAAAGAGAUAACGUCCAGUUUGUAGAAUUCAACAAAUAUAAAGAUAACCCUCACCUUUUGGCACAAGAAACCCUUGAAGAGCUUCCACGUCAGAUGUUAGAUUUUUAUCAGAAAAGAGGCAUCAAGCCUUCAGAUCUUAAGAUGGACUAUGUUGAUAUGGAAGCAAGAGAUUACUUCUCUGCCAAAGGAAUGGAGUACUCUCAGAAACUGAGUAAACUCAACUAUGGAACUGAUAUUGCCCAAGUGAUGACUCAAGGUAUCCCCUUUAUCGAUGAGUAAUCGCUUCAGUUUAACAAGUAAA